Ricinus communis (castor bean) is the source of this 1961-nucleotide messenger RNA. Its product is annotated as L-ascorbate oxidase homolog. Lineage: Eukaryota; Viridiplantae; Streptophyta; Magnoliopsida; Malpighiales; Euphorbiaceae. The transcript is spliced from 9 exons. The coding region runs from base 106 to 1728 and encodes 540 amino acids. Gene Ontology annotation, molecular function: oxidoreductase activity; copper ion binding. The record is from RefSeq and is a predicted model, not a curated record.
UUUGUAUUUGCUCACUGUACUAUACUUGUUUGCUCCUCAUCCUUUUGAGGAUCGCUUCACAAUUCUUCAGAUAUCUCAAAAUUGGAGGAAGAUUUAGCAUUAAAAAUGAGGCAGGCCAAUAUCCUAUAUUUUUGUCUUGGACUGUUGGCUUUGCUUAGUGGUAUUUGUGUGAAAGCAGAAGACCCCUAUAGAUUUUUUACGUGGACAGUUACAUAUGGAACAAUUUCUCCACUUGGUGUUCCUCAAAGGGGCAUCCUUAUAAAUGGUCAAUUUCCUGGUCCAGCCAUUGAUUGUGUUACUAAUGACAAUAUAAUCGUUAAUGUCAUUAACAAGUUGGAUGUACCUUUCCUACUGACAUGGAAUGGGAUCAAACAAAGAAGAACCACAUGGCAAGAUGGAGUUUUAGGGACUAAUUGUCCAAUCCCUCCAAACUCCAACUGGACCUAUAAGUUUCAAACAAAAGAUCAGAUUGGAACAUUUAACUACUUCCCUUCAGUUGGAUUGCACAGAGUUGCUGGUGGAUUUGGGGCUUUCAAUAUUCAACCACGGUCUGUUAUUGCAAUUCCAUACCCUAUUCCAGUUGAAGAAUUUACCCUGCUUAUUGGUGACUGGUUCAAGACCGACUAUAAGGUAUUGCAGCAAAGACUGGACCAAGGCCUUUCUCUUCCUCUUCCUGAUGCCCUUCUUAUAAAUGGGCUUCAUAAGGAUGCCAUCUUCACUGGUGAAAAAGGUCAAACUUACAAGUUUAGGGUUUCAAAUGUGGGGAUUGCAACUUCAAUCAAUUUCAGAAUCCAGGGCCACCCAAUGGUCCUUGUUGAGGUAGAAGGGGCUCAUACUAUGCAAGAACUGUACGAGUCACUUGACGUACAUCCUGGUCAAUCUGUAACUGUUUUGGUUACAUUACAUGGUUCGCCAAAGGACUACUACAUUGUCGCCUCCACACGUUUCACUAAGCCUAUUCUUACUACCACCGGUAUUCUUCGCUAUGCCGGUUCCAACACUCCACCAUCUAAGCCAUUGCCUAUUGGCCCAACUUAUCACAUUCACUGGUCUAUGAAGCAAGCCAGGACCAUCAGGUUGAACUUGACAGCAAAUGCAGCCAGGCCUAAUCCUCAAGGGUCAUUCCAUUAUGGAACAAUACAAGUAAUGAGGACUAUAAUUUUAGCCAAUACAGCAGCUAAAAUAGGAGGCAAGCUGCGAUAUGCUGUUAAUGGCAUCUCCUAUGUGGAUCCAUCAACUCCACUGAAGCUUGCUGAUUGGUUUAGCAUCCCUGGCGUCUUUACUUUGAACUCAAUCAAGGAUGCACCUACCAAUGCCACAGCCGUACUUGGCACAUCUGUUAUUGGAACUGCACUUCAUGAUUUUGUUGAACUUGUGUUCCAGAAUACAGAGUCGACCGUCCAGUCAUGGCAUCUUGAUGGAAGCAGUUUCUAUGUGGUUGGAUAUGGUUCUGGUAUGUGGACUCCUGAAGUGAGGAAGAGAAGGAAGCUUUACAAUUUGAAUGAUGCUGUUCCCAGACACACUGUUCAGGUAUAUCCCAAUUCCUGGAGUGCAGUGCUGGUGUCAUUGGACAACAAGGGUAUGUGGAAUUUGAGAUCAGCAAUCUGGGCAAGGAGAUAUCUAGGACAGCAGUUGUAUAUUAGGGUUUGGAACAAUGAACACAGCCUAUAUACUGAGACUGAUGUCCCUCCUAAUGCAUUGUUCUGUGGCUUGGCUAAACGUCCAUAGAAAAACUUGUGGCUUUUACUUCUAACUUGUAGGUUCUUUGAUUUUUUGUUCUUCUUUUUCUUUCGGGUUUCAUUGGAUCAGUUACGAGAGUGUGACUGUUAAGAAGAAAAUGGGGAAAUAGUGUUACAAUAGAAAGAUAGGGGAAAGGAGAGGUUUCUUCCAAACCAUAUUUUAUCUUUGUAAUAAACUAUUUCCCUUAUAAAAUUUCAUUUUUCUGCUGGUUUUUUCCCUAA